This is a messenger RNA of Aspergillus tanneri, 699 nucleotides long. RefSeq lists its product as uncharacterized. The coding region runs from base 1 to 699 and encodes 232 amino acids. NCBI's taxonomy places the organism in Eukaryota, Fungi, Ascomycota, Eurotiomycetes, Eurotiales, Aspergillaceae. The record is from RefSeq and is a predicted model, not a curated record. The transcript has a single exon.
AUGACUGCCUUCCACGAACAUGCUCCAUCUAGCUACAUGCCAUCGUCUCGUCGGAGCCGCAUGGCCAUUGAUUCUCUACUGAACCCGUCGGCGGAGAAUGACUCUUCCUCUUCUAAACUUCAUUACGUCCCCAGUCCACAAUUCUCGCCUAUCUAUCCACCUAGUCCCAAUCACUACAUCUACUCCUUUGCGGACAGCCGGUCCUACCGUGAUCUCUCCAGCUCAUCUCAAGAACCGUCCUAUCCGCCCUAUCCGUCACGGUCUGCCGAGUCUUCACCAGGUGCGUACUCGCGGGACCGCUAUGAUUCGGUCUCCAGCAGCUCCAGUAAUGCCGCCGAGCGACGGCGACCUCCUCGCCCCAAGUACGAGGAGGAGGAGAUGUACUUCAUUUGGUACCACCGCGUGGAUCUCUGCCAGGAGUGGAAGGAGGUGCGAGAAAGUUUCAACCGACAGUUCCCCAAUCGACAACGACGCGGAUUCCAGGGGAUCCAGUGCAAAUUUUACCGAUUCAUCAAGGAGAAAAAGUGUCCAACACUGCGAGAGCAGCGACGCAUGCGUGAUGGCGAGUUCCUUCGUGAGGGCUCGGGACUAGUUGAUUCAUCGGCCCCGAAGUACGGAGUGAUCGAAUGGGUGGGUGUCUGGUAUCCAUGGAUGCGUGAGAACAAAGAGCAAGUCAACAGCCUACGGCUCUCAUCAUAA